AUGGGUGGAUCGGCUCAGUGGAAGAGGAGGCUGCUCGCGUCUGUUGUGGAAAGCCAGUUGCUGUAUGCUGCUCCCGUAUGGAUCCCUUCCGUUACAGAAGUCGCCAGAACUAGGGCGAUCUUGAUCCGUCCGCAGAGGACCGCCGCCUUGAGGGUAAUUCGGUCCUACCGCACCGUGUCGGACGAGGCCGCCUUGGUCUUGGCCUGCAUGCCGCCCGUUGAUCUGCUUGGACUGGAGAGGCAGUACAUCGGAUCCCGUCUGCGCGCCGCAAUGGAGCCUGGUGAACAACGGCCUUCCAAGGAGGCCGUGAAACGUGAGGCAAGAGAAAUUACGAUCGCCGCCUGGCAGGCAAGAUGGCACGCUACCCCGAAGGCAGCCUGGACGCGUCGAGUCAUCCCUGACCUGGCUAGAUGGCUAGGUAGGACUGUCCCGUGGGUGCCUCUGACGUACCACAUGACUCAGGCACUCACGGGCCACGGCUGCUUCGAAUGGUACCUCCAUCGUAUGAACAAGGCCGCUAGCACUCGCUGCUGGCAGUGCUCGGGCGAACCAGACACUGUUGAACACACCCUGUUUGAUUGCCCCUACUGGGACGGCCUUCGUGAAGCCCUGAAAGUCAGGAUUGGCCACCGACCGAGCACCGAUGACGUUCCGGACAUCAUUUGUGGACCGGCGUUCGAGCUCCGGCCGGCGGACGCCCAAGGGAAGGAUGCGAUCCUGAGAGAGGCCGAAGAGCGGUUCAGGCUGUUCUACGGCAUGGUGGAAAACAUCCUCUCAAUCAAAGAAGAAGAGGAACGAGUGCGACAGGCUGCAAACCGGCGGAAUUUACUAUAG
Messenger RNA from Acyrthosiphon pisum (pea aphid), 834 nucleotides. RefSeq lists its product as uncharacterized. The record is from RefSeq and is a predicted model, not a curated record. NCBI's taxonomy places the organism in Eukaryota, Metazoa, Arthropoda, Insecta, Hemiptera, Aphididae. The transcript has a single exon. Bases 1 to 834 code for a protein of 277 amino acids.